AUGUUCGGAGUGAGCUCCCUGUGUGGGCUGGGGAGGGAGGGAGAGGGGAGUGAGGCAGGUUUAGCAGAGCUGGGCAGUUUAAGGAAGUUUGCAGAGCGCUUUGAGAGCUAUGUGUGCCGGGCCCGGGCCCUGGAGAGGAGCAGCGCCACACUGGAGAAACAGGUGGAGAGUAUCAGGCAGAUCGAGGAACUCUCGGGUCUGGGGGGAGUCUUUAUGGAACAGAUCGACCAACAGCAGCAGAGUCUCUGGCGGCUACUCAGGGACCUGAACAUGCUGGAGAAGGAGCUGAAGGACAUGAAGCAAAUCUUGGAGCUGUUUCACACCAGACACAGAGCUGAAUAUGAGAAAAACAAACAACUUCAGGACACCUUUGAAAACUUGAAUAAGAACGCAAACAAAGCUUUAUUAAGGAACUUAGAACUGCAGAUCCGUACCCAGCUCCUGCAGGAAGAUAUAAACUCCAUUAAAGAGAGAAACAGGAAGAAUCUAGCAGAAAUCCAGGAUUACCUGAAUGUUCUGACGGAUGUGCGCCAGUCUAUAAACUGUGAAGCUGCAAAGGGGACAAACUGGGAGGGAGAAGAGAAUGAGCUGGCAGUGGAGAAGGGAUCUGCACUGACAUCUCAGUUACACAACGGCGAGAGCGACCCCAGUCCAUUACAGAGCCAGGAACAGAGUGAGACAACAGCAGUGGAGCAGCCGACCACAAGAAAGCAUGAAGGUGACCCGGGUCAGAUGGAGUCACACAGAGAGCAAAUUGAAGUCUUGGCGACACAGAUGGGAGAAGCCGAGAGGAAUUUGGAAAAAUGUGCCAAUGAGUGUCAGUGUGUCAUCGGGUACCAGCAGUUGCUGGACGACGAACUGGAGAGCUACAAGAAGUUUGUCGCAAGUGAAGAUUCCAGAUCACAAUCUACUCUGACUGAAGUAACCACAAUAUCAACAAGCAGUCGAUAUGACAACACAGAUGUCCCACCCAUGAGCAAAGACAUCACAGCGGCUGCACUAUACAGCACACCUCUUCAGGCCAGUGGAAUGGCGCUCUCUAGGAAAAUGUCAAAGAGAAAGGCUGUCACUCCAUCAGAUGCCAGGUGCAGUAGUGGAGCAGACCAGGAAUGUGCAAAGAAACCUUCUGAAUCGAGUGAAGACCAUAAAGUCAGUGCCAGUGAGGAUGAGGAAGAAGACGAGGAUGUUGAGUUUUAUUCUGAUGAGGGAGAAGAGGCCACAAGACCAGAUGAUGUACCAGAUGGAGCACAGAUCAGUAGGCUUUAUAACGCCCUGUGUAAUAUAGUCCUGGACAGAAUGGGAAGACAGAAAAAACCAGAACCACCUGUAGCAGCAUUAUAUACCAAAGGGCACUAUGUGUUAGUCACAGGUGAAGCCAGUUAUAUGGACCCUUUCUUCUGUACAACAGUUCCCACAAGGAGUCAAGUGAUUGUUACUUUUGAUAUGGACUCUCUACCGCAGCCCGAACAACCCACCCCUUUAAAAUACAAUGGUGAUGGUGAUGGGGCAAAAGAAUUUGACUCCACUAAAGAGAAUGGCAAAGACCAUGUGGGUGAAAAAGAAGAUGAAAAGCCAGACGAUAGAAAACCAAGUGCUAAUGGAGAACUGAAGAGACCGACAAUAUCGCCGUCAAUUUCACCCUCAACUCCACCACCGCCAGAUCCUUCUCAAGUCUCAGAUUAUAAACCCACACCUUUGAAUGGCCCAUCUACACCACAGUCAGAUGUAAAUGCUCCUGAUCACUUGGAAUCGAGAGAUGUUCCUUCUGGACAGAAGCAGAAAGAUGAAGGAGGAACCGUGAUCACUCCAAGCCAGCCACUAUCACCUGAUCUUAAAGUCGCAGAGGAGCCAAAGUAUCGGUACUACGAGAAGGUAGAAAUGACCGAAGCCGUUGAGACAUUUAGAGAUAAUAAGCUGGAGACUUACUCGGAGACUUCCACCAUUGUAGAGACCACAGUGGAAAAGACAAAACAGGAACAGAAGACCAAGAGGUCCUGAGUUAAGACACACACACAUACAAUAUUUACAAAUGUAAUUUUGCAUCUCAGAGUUAAGGCUUCACCGCAAUGUAUGCUGACAGUGAAUUGCAAAUUGUUUUCUUUCAGGAAUUUAAUUAAUGCCAGGGUCAGACUGCGAAUGAGUGUUUAAUAGUUUGCGUGUGUUAUUCACAAAUAAGCCUCUUUGAAAGCUUAAGUAUCAGAUUCAUGAAGAAAGUAUGGGUCACUCUGCUUAACUUCAGCUAAAAGCCUUGCUUCAUGUCAUCAAUCAAGUUGAAUUUCUGCAGCAAUUAGAGCCGACAACAAGAUUUUAAAAGAAAAGAAUUGACAGAACUUUAUUGGGCAAUUGUUAGCAAUAAUUAAAUAAGGGGUUUACUCCUAUUGACACAAUGCACGAUGAAUAAAUA
Molecule: messenger RNA, 2404 nt
Organism: Stegostoma tigrinum
Lineage: Eukaryota; Metazoa; Chordata; Chondrichthyes; Orectolobiformes; Stegostomatidae
Product: filensin
Exons: 8
Coding region: 1-1998 (665 amino acids)
Biological process (GO): lens fiber cell development
Cellular component (GO): cytoplasm; intermediate filament
Molecular function (GO): structural constituent of eye lens
Source: RefSeq, a predicted model, not a curated record